AUGUUUGUGCACCGGACGCAGCCGAAGUUUUCUCUUCUAGCGUCUCAAGCUUGUCACCAAUUCUAUCACGGGGGACUUCCAGCGCGGCUCUUUACAGUAUGUGACGAGCCUUCUCGCAGCCCAGUCCUUGGGCAGUUCGGUAUGGUGUCUUCCUUAAGAUACCAAAAUGACGGAGGAAAUGGCUUUACCUUGCUUGUCGACUCCUCGUCAUUACCACUCGCAUCCAAACCACUAAGAAUAACGUCACGUUUCUCUCGACUCCUCACGGUGAAAAAAUCUUUCAAGGUAGCAACGCAAGCCCUCACUGUAGAAUGGAAUGACUCGGAAUAUGAGAAAACCAAACUUGCUCUAUGUUUGGUCGACCACGAUGAUACACGUCGACUCUACUCAUCGUCAAUUGGAGCAGACUCCCCUAUGCUACUUCUCAGUACGACACCUCAUGUAGAAAGGAUCAAAUCAAUGGACAGCUAUAUGUACAAGCCUACGCCAGCAGUGGCAGAACAGAUGGGUGUGUUUCUGUGGUGGAUCUCCCUACUAAGCCAUCUUCUUCAAUGGUCUCGAGAAGUCCUCGACGUCGUUCCUGAUUCCCAAUGCGGGUGUAUAAAUAAAGUUGAAAACAUGCAGACAAUGCUGAGUGGCAAAAGGAGUGCGAGCAAAGUUGAAGGAGAAAAUAAGGAGCGCAGGGUGACAGUGACAGAUAGAUGCGGCCGCCAGCGGAACGGAUGUUGGGCCUCGGGUGUAACAAGGAUGACUCAGAGUUCUAGCUCUGACUGUGGGAGAACGAAGGACUCAGCGGCGGGUACAUCAAUCGGAGCUGUUGGCAAAAAUACUGUUUCACGUUUGUCAAGUACGAUCUCUGGUAUUUCUCCGCAAGGUUCAUCGGCCACUGAGAUUGGUUUCCGUAUUGAAUGUGACCACAACGUUCAAAGCUUCACAUGCACAGCUGCCAGUGGGCCCUUUGCUAAUUCGAGUUUGCGCUAUAUUGGUAAGCCAUUACGGCAUCGAGCUGCCAUUAAUGGUAGGGACGUACGCCUAGAAUUUGAAAUGAUUUACAAAGUUUCAUCCCCGAUGGGCCAUGGCCACCAAACCUUCAGCAGCCUUCAGCAUGCUGUUGUACCAACGUAGUCGCAAUGUCCUGCUCUUGUGUGAAUAACACGAACACUUCAAGUACCAAUUAAUCAAAGAUCGAUACAGGUAUCUGCCGGACGCAGGGGAUGGAUGAUAUCUUCUGGCAAUGUACGAGUAUCCGGAAUAUGAUAAUGAGUCACAGC
Suillus plorans is the source of this 1271-nucleotide messenger RNA. RefSeq lists its product as uncharacterized. The transcript is spliced from 10 exons. The record is from RefSeq and is a predicted model, not a curated record. Bases 1 to 1125 code for a protein of 374 amino acids. Lineage: Eukaryota; Fungi; Basidiomycota; Agaricomycetes; Boletales; Suillaceae.